UGCGAUUUUAUUUUUAAUUUUUUAAAUUUCUAGCGUUGCAUAAACAAAAUAAAUAUAUAUUGGCUUUUUUUCUUCAAGAUUUCUACGUGAGUAAACCCUAGCUAACUCCACCCAAUUUCGUGCUUCUUUCAAAAGGUGUGCCGAGAUGGCCGAUGUUCAAGACUCAGAUGGCAAACCAUGUGAAGAAAGUUUGCCUUGUACAUCUCAAAAGCAUGAAACUCGUGAUGAAAUGCUUUCUAGGCACAGGAGAGAGAUAUCGGAGCUGCAAAACAAGGAAAUUAGCCUGAAAAAGGCAGCAGCAAAGGGUAGCAAGGCUGAACAGAAGGCUAAAAAGAAGCAGGUGGAGGAAGAGAUCUCUCAGCUCUCUACUAAUCUCAAGGCAAAACAUGCAGAAGAGCUUGCUUCACUAGGCUACAGUAACGGAAAUGAUAAAAGCAAUAUGGACAACUUGGUGAAGGCCAUAGCUGGGGUGUCUGUCGCUCCUCAGCAGGAUCAUCCAAAGCCCAGCAAAGGUGCCAAGAGGCGAGUGAAAAGAGCUCAGCAAGAGGCGGCUAGAGAACAAAGAAUCCAAGAAGAGCAGAGCAACAUCGUGAGUGAUAGAAUGAUCGAGGAUGAGAAAUUGGAGGAAAAACUCAAACCCCUGGGAUUCACAAUUAAUGAAAUAAAGCCAGAUGGACACUGCCUCUACCGAGCUGUUGAAGACCAGUUGGCGCUUCUGUCUGGAGGUUCUUCUCCUUAUACAUAUCAAGAGCUACGGGAAAUGGCAGCUGCUUAUAUGAGGAAACAUGCAUCCGAUUUUCUUCCUUUUUUCCUGUCAGAAAAUACUGUAGAUGAAGAUUCUGAUGAUUCAUUAGCGGAGAGAUUCGAGAACUACUGUAAAGAGGUGGAGUCAACUGCUGCAUGGGGAGGGCAGUUAGAGCUUGGAGCUUUAACUCACUGCCUGAGAAAACACAUCAUGAUAUUUUCAGGAUCUUUUCCAGAUGUGGAGAUGGGAAAGGAGUACAAAUCGGAUGGAGGAUCCUCUUCAUCUGAAGGGACUCUCAGGUUGUCAUACCAUAAGCAUGCCUUUGGGCUUGGAGAGCACUAUAAUUCUGUCAUCCCAAAUUCGAUCAGAUAGGUAUAAUAGAGUAAUCUGUGGGUUGUGGAAUGUUUCUUUCCAUGUGCUUCUUUACUACAAUAUGAUGUUUUUGAGGGAGCAAGCAAAUGUUGGCUCUAAACUCUAAUUUGAAACUUGGUUUUGAUUGAAUCUAGUUCAUGCAUUGUUUAUCUA
Molecule: messenger RNA, 1270 nt
Organism: Gossypium raimondii (Peruvian cotton)
Lineage: Eukaryota; Viridiplantae; Streptophyta; Magnoliopsida; Malvales; Malvaceae
Product: OVARIAN TUMOR DOMAIN-containing deubiquitinating enzyme 5
Exons: 3
Coding region: 146-1117 (323 amino acids)
Biological process (GO): protein deubiquitination
Molecular function (GO): cysteine-type deubiquitinase activity
Source: RefSeq, a predicted model, not a curated record